CGUUAGUGAGUAACAAAAGUUCAGGGGAACAUCCCGCUGGAGGAGUGGGGUGAGGACAUUUGAUGGGAGGUCGUGCGGGGUCCGUGUGCCCCGAGGAUGGAGAAUGAUUGGACAAGAGUGGUCAAUUGAAGACCCUGAAAAAUACCCUAUUAGUCCACUGUUCCACUGCUCCACUUUCCACUGUUACUCAACUAGGUGCACUACUGCAAGCAAGGAGACAAGGAGACAAGCCGACAAGGAAACAUCUUCACCGCAAAAAUGGAGACACGCAAUUCUGUCUCCUCUCGAUUUUUUACUCUCAUGCCACCUUGAGAGGUCUCCUUUUUCUUUUUUUUCUCUUAUUUCUCUAACUGGGAGGAGAUAAUAGGAAUACACCCCUGAGAUAAAAAUCAAGAGAGAAGGACAAGAUAAAAAAUGGCACCUUCGGCGGCUUCUACCACUACCAGCAGUGUCCCUGAAGCACCCAAGCUGCAGAAGACAAUACGUCUCAACGGUAAAGGUGGGGACGACAAGCAAGCUCAGGAUGCAUCUUCAGUCCUCCAGCGAGAUCCGAUCGAGGUUAAAUAUCGCGACUUCUUUUGGACUUAUACUGAAGAACCACACCGGACAAGACGCUUGGCAAUCAUCAAGGCACAUCCCGAAGUGACCAAACUCUGCGGUCCCGAGCCUCUCACCAAGUAUGUCGUCCUUGGCGUCGUCGCCUUACAAGUUCUAUGCGCCUACGUUCUCCGCAAUACGUCUUUCUUCUCGGCACCGUUUUGGCUACUUGCCUAUGUCGUCGGUGCUACCGCCAACCAGAAUUUAUUCAUGGCUAUCCACGAAAUCAGUCACAACCUCGCUUUCCGUUCCCCGACCGCGAACCGACUCUUUGCCAUUAUUGCCAACCUACCUAUCGGCAUUCCCUAUAGCGCCUCGUUCCGUCCUUACCACUUGACUCAUCACAAGUCCCUCGGUGUCGACGGCCUGGAUACCGAUUUACCUACAAUGCUUGAAGCCAUCUUUCUCGAUUCGAUCUUGGGCAAGUCCUUCUUCUGUACCUUUCAGAUCUUCUUCUACGCCAUACGUCCCAUGUGUGUCUACCAGGUACCCUUCACUUGGGUUUCCGCCACCAACGUUGCCACCCAAUUAGCUUUCGAUAUGGUCAUCCUUAAGACUAUGGGCGUCCGCUCUCUACUAUACUUCCUGCUAUCUUCCUUCCUAGCUGGCAGUUUGCACCCCUUGGCCGGCCACUUUAUUGCCGAGCACUACGUAUACGAGACCGUUACGCCUACGCAGUCCGACCCGACAAACCGAAUCCCCGUACCGGAGACGUAUUCGUACUAUGGCCCCCUCAACUUCCUAGUGUAUAACGUCGGUUUGCACAACGAGCACCACGACUUCCCUGCUGUCCCCUGGACUAGACUUCCCCAGCUCAACAAGAUAGCCCACGAAUUUUACAAUGAUCUACCUCACCACCGCAGCUGGACUUACGUAAUCUGGCGCUUCAUCUUCGACGAGAGCGUGGGUAUCCGAUGCAGAGUAAAGCGUAAGGAGGGUGGGAGAUUAGUAGGCCAGAAAACUGCAUGGAAGGAAACCGAAAUCGAAGCCUAGACGAAAUGAAAACGGGAUAUACGUGUAUUCUUCGCGUAAUCUUUGAUCAUAUGGAAAGUAGUGUAUAUAAUUAAUGCUUAGUGGGUGUCUAAUCAGGGUUACGGUUUGGCGUUUGGCCCAUGGGUUAGAAAUGGAAUCGAUUCGGAAACAGUGUUUCCUAGCCAACUCCCAUAAGUCUAAUAUUAUAUCUUAGAGGGUAGCAGUCAUCAUUCUAGCCAACAUACUAGUGGGACAGCACGAUACGCAGAGAACAGCGUAGCCAAGGACGAGUCCUUAGGGAGCCAUCA
Messenger RNA from Hypoxylon trugodes, 1877 nucleotides. Its product is annotated as sphingolipid delta4-desaturase. Gene Ontology annotation, molecular function: sphingolipid delta-4 desaturase activity. Lineage: Eukaryota; Fungi; Ascomycota; Sordariomycetes; Xylariales; Hypoxylaceae. The record is from RefSeq and is a predicted model, not a curated record. The transcript has a single exon. Gene Ontology annotation, cellular component: membrane. Bases 415 to 1590 code for a protein of 391 amino acids. Gene Ontology annotation, biological process: ceramide biosynthetic process.